Molecule: messenger RNA, 1257 nt
Organism: Helianthus annuus (common sunflower)
Lineage: Eukaryota; Viridiplantae; Streptophyta; Magnoliopsida; Asterales; Asteraceae
Product: fructokinase-2
Exons: 4
Coding region: 103-1092 (329 amino acids)
Biological process (GO): fructose metabolic process
Cellular component (GO): cytosol
Molecular function (GO): fructokinase activity
Source: RefSeq, a predicted model, not a curated record
UGUCUAUAUAUAUCCUCUCACCACCCACCCUCUAAUCCCUCCCUCACAUCAUCUCUUUCCUCUUAAAAAACCUGCAACUUUUUUCUUCUCUCAAGCUCAUCAAUGGCGGCCACCAAUGGAGUCACCGACAAAAAACUGAUCGUCAGCUUCGGCGAGAUGCUAAUCGACUUCGUCCCCACCGUCUCCGGCGUCUCACUAGCAGAAGCACCGGGAUUCCUGAAAGCACCAGGCGGCGCUCCGGCGAACGUCGCGAUCGCCGUCUCACGGCUAGGCGGCGACGCGGCGUUCGUCGGAAAGUUAGGCGACGAUGAGUUCGGUCACAUGCUCGCCGGGAUCUUGAAGGAGAACGGUGUCUCCGGUGAGGGAAUUUGCUUUGAUAAAGGUGCGAGAACUGCGUUGGCGUUUGUUACGUUGAAAUCGGACGGUGAUCGUGAGUUUAUGUUUUACCGGAACCCUAGCGCCGAUAUGUUGUUGACGCCGGAGGAGCUGAACCUUGAGAUUAUUAGAUCUGCAAAAGUUUUCCAUUACGGAUCAAUAAGUUUGAUCGUGGAGCCAUGCAGAUCAGCACAUCUCAAAGCAAUGGAAGUUGCAAAGGAAGCAGGGGCGCUUCUGUCAUAUGACCCAAAUCUCCGGCUGCCAUUGUGGCCAUCAGCCGAGGAGGCACGCGAGCAAAUCAUGAGCAUAUGGGAAAAGGCUGAGGUAAUCAAAGUGAGUGAUAACGAGCUUGAAUUUCUCACCGGAAGUGACAAGAUUGAUGAUGAGUCAGCAAUGUCUUUGUGGCACCCUAAUCUGAAGCUUCUGUUGGUUACUCUUGGUGACAAAGGUUGCAAUUACUACACCAAGCAUUUUCAUGGUACUGUGGGUGCAUUCCCAGUGAAAGCAGUGGACACAACAGGUGCCGGUGACUCUUUUGUUGGCGCUCUCCUGACAAAGAUCGUUGAUGACCAAUCCGUGCUCGAGGAUGAAGCAAGGUUGAAAGAAAUACUGAGAUACUCGUGUGCCUGUGGAGCGAUCACUACCACCAAAAAGGGUGCGAUCCCUGCCCUUCCUACUGUGCCAGAGCUCGACGCCUUUUUGAAGGCUCAUCCUUAGAUAGUAUUUUCGUCGUCUGUUUUGUUUUUGUUUUCUUGAUCGAAUAAUAAAAUUUCUUUGAAAUGAUUUUGUAUUAUCAUCAAUCAAUGUUUAAAGAAACAGAAUUCAGUUUGUAAAAGGUUGAAGAAUUUGAGUGAUGAAGUGUUUUCAACCCUAGUUUACUUA